Messenger RNA from Mobula hypostoma (lesser devil ray), 4564 nucleotides. It is a transcript of the gene atl2, whose product is annotated as atlastin GTPase 2. The record is from RefSeq and is a predicted model, not a curated record. Bases 60 to 1916 code for a protein of 618 amino acids. Gene Ontology annotation, biological process: endoplasmic reticulum organization; protein homooligomerization. Gene Ontology annotation, molecular function: GTPase activity; GTP binding. Lineage: Eukaryota; Metazoa; Chordata; Chondrichthyes; Myliobatiformes; Myliobatidae. The transcript is spliced from 15 exons.
AAAGGGCCGCUGUCAUCCUUUUGACGUCAGUGGCGUUCUGGAUUUAAACUCACGAGAAGAUGGCGGCGGGUGCCGAGUGGAGAGGUUCGCGUAUCUGCCGUCGUGGUAGCGGCGGCGAUGGCGGCAACUCCAGCACCGAGGAUGAGUCUGCUAUCCAGGAGGAUCCAAUGAAUUCAGAUGAUGUACCCAUGAAGGAGGCCAGGCCAAUACAGAUAGUUGUGGCACAUGAAGAUAAUCAUCACUUUGAUCUUGAUGAAGCAUCAUUGGAGAGAAUUCUAUUGCAAGAACAUAUUCGAGACUUGAAUGUUGUGGUUGUCUCAGUGGCAGGAGCAUUUCGUAAAGGCAAAUCAUUUUUGUUGGAUUUCAUGCUACGAUACAUGUACAGUCAGAAUGAAGGUAUCUCUGAUGCUCUGGAAGGGAAAGCCUCAUCCUGGAAACAUGUGGAGAUGAAGGAACUGAGAAAAGGGAAUGGUAUUUUUCCAGGAGACAGGAUGGGAAGCAAUAGUCAAGAUAGCAGUGGGAGUUGUCCCCAGGAUCCCAGCACCUGGCUAGGUGGCAAUGAAGAACCACUGACUGGAUUUACCUGGCGAGGCGGAUGUGAACGAGAAACUACUGGUAUACAAGUUUGGAGUGAAGUUUUUGUGAUCAACAAAUCUGACGGAAACCAGGUUGCAGUCCUUCUAAUGGAUACUCAGGGGGCCUUUGACAGCCAGUCAACCAUAAGAGACUGUGCUACUGUGUUUGCUCUUAGCACCAUGACAAGUUCUGUUCAGGUAUACAAUUUGUCUCAGAACAUUCAGGAAGAUGAUCUGCAACACUUGCAGCUCUUCACAGAAUAUGGUCGACUGGCUAUGGAAGAAGUAUACCAAAAACCCUUUCAGACAUUAAUGUUUUUAAUAAGAGACUGGAGUUAUCCCUAUGAGCAUCCAUAUGGGCUAGAAGGAGGCAAGAGAUUCUUGGAAAAACGAUUGAAGAUAAAACAAAAUCAACAUGAAGAGUUGCAGAAUGUUAGAAAACAUAUCCAUUCCUGUUUUGCCAAAAUCACCUGCUUCCUAAUGCCUCAUCCCGGUCUGAAAGUAGCUACAAAUCCUGGUUUUGAUGGGAGAUUAAAAGACAUUGAUGAUGAUUUUAAAAAGGAACUUCGCAAUGUAGUGCCAUUUCUGCUGUCCCCUGAGAACUUGGUAGAAAAGGAAAUAGGAGGAAGCAAAGUAACUUGUCGGGAUCUAGUUGAAUACUUUAAGGCUUACAUCAAAAUUUACCAAGGAGAGGAGCUGCCUCAUCCAAAAUCUAUGCUACAGGCAACAGCUGAAGCCAAUAAUCUAGCUGCUGUUGCAGGAGCAAAAGAUAUCUACAACAAAGCGAUGGAGAUGUUUUGUGGGGGAGAUAAGCCUUACAUAGCACCAGCAGAUCUGCAGCAGCAACACCUGACCUUAAAAGAAGCUUCUAUCAAGCAGUUUCGCUCAGUCAAGAAAAUGGGUGGGGAAGAGUUCUGUCAGCGUUACCAAGAGCAACUUGAGCAAGAAAUGGAGGAGAACUAUGCAAACUUUGUAAAGCACAAUGACAGCAAAAAUAUUUUUUAUGCUGCCCGUACACCUGCCACGCUCUUUGCUGUGAUGUUUGCCAUGUACGUAAUCUCAGGAGUGACUGGAUUUAUCGGUUUGAACUCGAUAGCUUCCUUAUGCAAUAUCGCAAUGGGAGUGGCUCUAAUAUCCCUCUGUACCUGGGCUUACACUAAGUAUUCUGGUGAAUUCAGAGAAUUUGGAACAAUCAUUGAUCAAGUGGCUGAAACUAUAUGGGAACAGAGGAGUCCAAAGAAGGUGUUAAGCAAGCUGUUCACAUCAGCUCGAAAUAGAGUGAUCCAUCGUUCUGUUACGUCAUCACUGAGGCUAUCAUCAAACAACAAGAAGAAAAACUAGCUGUUGUCCUUUCAUUUUUUGGGAUGGGGAUGGAAGUGUGGACAAUGACAUGUACAGCGUGAACUGGUCAGGGUUUUACUGUGCAGGAGGCUAUAAAUUGUACAUGGUUAACUCAAUGUAGGGUGCAGAGCUACUUAUUUCUUAAGUGACAUUAAAAACUGAGUUGAAAGUUGUGGUAAAUACAUCUUAAGAUCAUGAAUUUUUUAAAAUUUAAUUUUUAUAUAUAUAUAAACCUUGUAUUAUCCAUUGUAUUAUAUAAUGCCAGAAUUGCACAAUCAAUAGUUAGCUUAUUUUUUCACAACUUUCUUUGGUUGAACUUAGUUUUCCAUUCCAUUUUUUAUUCUUUAUUCAUAUAGCUAUUCUGAAGCUACUUAAUGGGGAAACUUACAAUGAACAUAUUUCUGCUUUCUGUUAGUAUGUUUUUAAGUCUCCCUUUUUUCUUUUAACAUUCCCAUAUUACAGGUGUUGAAGCCACUGAGUGACAGUUUGAUGGAGGACAACAUAAAGCAAACUGUAGCAAACUCCAUCAAAGCAGGUUUGACUGAACAGGGCUCCCAACAUGCCAAAUUAAAGACAAACUGACAAUCCAACUUGCCUGGUUCUAUUGCUGUCAAGUGUUUGCUGUAGGUUCUGGAUUUGGUGCAUCAAUUUAUGAUUAUUCUGUGUAGAUUUUGAAGUGCAAGUCCCAACUUCACUGGAUGCUGCCAUAAAGGUCUGAAGAAAGGAGGAAUUUUGCUGGAGAAGAUUUUAAUAAUGGAUAGAAAAUUUUACAUUACUAAAUAAAGUUCAGGGAUAAAUUAAAAACAAAAUUAAUUUUGAAUGUUACUUAUUGUUAUGAACAUAAGUUGAAUUUCCUUUUCCAAGUCACCUCUAGUGCAUUGGUGGAUUUGUGUAAUAGACUGAUUUGUACAGAGUAAUCUGUACAGAUGAAUCAAUGGGAUCAUUUGAGGUGAUACUUAGAAAAUCAAUCAGUGCAUAUUUUCUUUAUUUUGUUAAAGUUCUGCUUUUAUUACCAGUAUUACAGUGCAUGAAUCCAAACUAUCCAGAUGCCUGGAUUACUUUGUUAGGUUGAGAGUAAUUGAAGCUUACCAGGCCUUUUUUUUUCCUGAAUACAUACUGACAACAUUGUGCAUCAUUUACAGUUCAACUGCUGGGAGACUUCACCAUUUCAUUACUGCCAGUAAUCCAUCCAACAUGCUUUUCAUUUUUCUUAACAGUAAUAAGUCCAUCCACAAAGAACUGUUACCUGUAGUUGUCAGUAUUUGACUGCAUACUGCAUUAUCUUUAAUUUAAUUUGCUAUCAAAUUAUAGACAUGGGGCAUGUAUAUGAAAUAUAAAUAUAUAAAUACCAAAUUUUGUAUCUGAAGUUUUUGUAGUUAAUGGCAAAAUCUGGUACAGUGGUAGACUCCGUGCAGUUUAUGUAAAGGACUGUUAUUUGUGAGUGAUGUAAGCAUCAAAAUGCAUCAAAUUUGAGGUUUUGAUAUAUUUGUGAUAUUAACUGCCUUGAGCGUUGCAAUCCUACCCCUUAUUGCAAAGCAUUGGGAAUGUUUGUUGUGGAAUUCAGUUGUCUUCUGUUGCAUUUUAAAGUUAUUUCCUGUAAUUUAUUUUUCAAUAUAUAAUUAAAGUACUCUGAGAUUUCCUGCUUCUGUUUGUAUUUUUUGGGUGAAAUGAAUUCUGCAAGAUGUAAAGGUCAUUUAAGUGUCUAAAACUUUUUUAAAAUUUAAUACUUAAUCUGUGAAAUGUAUCUAGGUCAUAUUGGCCUCAUUUAAAUGUAAAAAGAAAUGUUUCUCCCCCGAGAGUUCUUGUGUCUGUAUAUAAAUCCGUAAUGGGUAAUAUAAAUUGUUUAGAUACACAUUAAACAAUUUUCACAAACUUGCUGAUUGUGCUUCAGAAACAUUCAAAUAUUUCAGUAUUGUAUAUUGUUGCUCAGAUGGAAUAAAGUAAUUUAAUUUGACAGUAAUAAAAUUUUAUUUUGCUCUUGUUAAAACAAUUGAAAACUACUGAAUCUGCAGUAAUUUGUGGAUGAAGCUGUAAUUAGUCUAGUUGGAUGUAUGUCUCAAAAGCCAGCUGGAGUUGUUAGUUUUGUCUGAGCUGGAUCACGAUUGAUUAAACAUAAAGGCUUCCUUCGUCAUUCUGAUGUCUGAAUGUCAUUGACAGGCACAGUUUGCAUCAUUUCAGUGUACCCUGACUGAAGCUGCAAAAUAAUCUGGUAGUCAACUCUAAUUGCAUCCAAUUUGUGUAUAGCACCAAAAUGUAACUAAGGUUUUGACUGCAGAAGGAGUGGUGGUGGUGUGAUCACUUGAGUCUAGGAAAAUACUCUCCUAAGGGGGGUGCCCUUGGGUGGCUGUACAGACUGACCCAUGAUCCACUUGAAUCCAUGCAACAUUCUUUUCAUUUUCCUAUUUAACAGUGAUAAAUUCACCACCACAGAAGGAUAAGGAUUGGAUAUCAGAUCAGCUAUUCUUCAAAUAAUGCUGUGGGGUUUUGAGCAGUGGCCAAAGACAUCCUGUCCCCUUCCAUUAACUCCCUCCUAUGAAUAUUCUUUCACACUUUUGUACAUGUGAACAAUUACUAGUCAGUCUUGCCUCUGUAAUAACCAGGAGAACUAGAAAGUAUAUGAAUAAAGUAUGAUUGUAAACAAGGAGCUU